This is a messenger RNA of Oldenlandia corymbosa var. corymbosa, 1113 nucleotides long. The record is from the annotation of a GenBank genome assembly. NCBI's taxonomy places the organism in Eukaryota, Viridiplantae, Streptophyta, Magnoliopsida, Gentianales, Rubiaceae.
AUGAAAUCUGAAAACCUUGCCAUGGGUUCUCGACAUCCCCAUUACCUUUCCAAUCAUGGACGGCUCCAUAGCCUUUCCAGCGAAAGCGACACCGAUGAAGAUGGCGGGCAGUCAAUAAAGGAGCGCUACCCUCACCUUUUCAGGAAGAAGGAGAAAGUUCAGAAUCGCCGUGCCAAGAAGAAGAAGGAAGCUUGGAAAUCCCGUCACUCUCCGGAACGUGAUUUUGUUUUUUCGGGUAUUGAUCCGGAAACGAGUAUUAAUUCCGAUAGCGCCAGCAGCGUCGGCCUAGAGAUCUAUCCUACCGUGGAUGAAUACGGCCGAUUUUAUGGUCCUGACCCUCAUCGAUCGUGGAUGCCCGAUGUGGCUCCCGUGCUAUCUUGCCCUUUCCCAUCUGAAGAGAAUGGACUCUCCACUUUCGCCUUCCAGUUCGGGAAUAGAGGAGAAAUCAUGCUAGCUGCUAAUCAUUCAGCACCAGGAUCAGCUUUUAUGGAGAACGUUUUUGCUGUUAAUUCUCGCAUUAUAGGAACCAUCUCUGGUGAGGGUGAGGCCUGCGACCAUGCCAUCAGAGUGUUACUUCGCCAUCUGCGUUUCAUUAUCCGCCAUGAAGAAGAAUCUGUUUUGGUUACUGCACUGUUUAUGGUUGACUUGCUGCGCCAAAUUUCUGCUGAAUGUGAAUCUCUCUAUCUAGUGGUAUUGAUUGCUGGGUGGGACGAGAACAAGAAGUGUGGUGAGUUGUAUCGUGUGGAUAGUAAGGGGGUAGUGAUGAAUGGUCAUAAAUUUGCUACUGGAUCCCAAUCUGCAUAUGCGUAUGUUGCUCUUGAUGUGGGUUUACUAAUUAGAGGGAACAAGCGCCGAGCCACUAGAUCUGGACUUGAACCCGCCAACUUUUUCCCAUACGCCGAGAAAUAUGCCGAUUGGUCUGUUUGGGCCGCUGAUGAGACUGGAUGGUGGGCUAGUAGAACUGUAUACCGUGUUGCAUCUAAAGCUCUUGAUGAACGUUGUUAUUUUGCCAGUGUGUACAAUAUUGGACCCAAUGGGUGCAAGACUCUUCGUGAUGACAUACAUGUCAUAGAGGAUGCGGUGCAAGGCCCGGGGAUGACCUCUCUUUCCUAA